Toxotes jaculatrix (banded archerfish) is the source of this 1246-nucleotide messenger RNA. RefSeq names its product E3 ubiquitin-protein ligase TRIM47-like. The coding region runs from base 97 to 912 and encodes 271 amino acids. Gene Ontology annotation, molecular function: zinc ion binding. The transcript is spliced from 4 exons. The record is from RefSeq and is a predicted model, not a curated record. NCBI's taxonomy places the organism in Eukaryota, Metazoa, Chordata, Actinopteri, Toxotidae.
AAUACUGCCUCAGGAAACACAAGCUGGCAGUUGUUAAAGAAAGAUUUACUGUUCAGCAUUCGGUGGAAUAUAUGCACACCAAAUCAUCCCUGUUACAUGCAUGUAUGUGAACACACAAGGACACUGAGAAUUGACCUGAUGUCAGAGCCUCCGAACUGCUGCAUUUGUCUGGAUGAGUUCACCAACCCUGCUUCCCUCCCCUGUGGUCACUGCUUCUGCCUGGGCUGUAUUGGAGAAUACUGGAGGAUCCAUGGGGCCUGUCAGUGCCCCCUCUGCAAGGCCUUCUUCCCCACCAGGCCGCAGCUCAAAACAGACCAAACAGUACAAACUGAGGAAGCAACUGAGCCUUUAAAAGCUGGAGAGGUUCCCUGUGACUUCUGCCCAGCAAAGCGUCGCGCAGUUAAGUCCUGCCUGGUGUGCCUGGCCUCCUACUGUGACACUCAUCUGGAGCCACAUUACCAAAGUCAAGAUCUUGGGCGCCAUCUUCUGAUCAGUGUGGUGAAGAACCUGGAGGACUCUGUGUGUAGAGUGCAUGGGAAGCAAUUAGACCGGUUCUGCAGGAGUGACCAAACAUGCAUCUGUGCUAUGUGCGCCCAGACAGAACAUAGGGGCCAUCACAUUUUUCCUAUUGACAGGGAAGCUACAAAGAAGAAGGGUAAACUAAAAAGGAGAAGGAUGAAACUUCAGCAGGAAAUUCAAGAGAGACUGAGAAAAGUUGAAAAAAUGAAGCUCUCCGAAGACCAAAGUGGAGAAAAUCCAAAAGACGCACAGGCACAAAAUAAAGAACUCAUCAAACAGCUGGAGGACGAAAUCUUUGAGCUGCAGAGGAAAAACGCUGAGCUUGAGCAGCUUUCAGAGACUGAAGACAACCUCCACUUCCUGCAGAGAUUUCUGUACACGGCUACGUCUUAAUGACUGGACGAACAUCUUGACGAUUCACCUACAAGAGCAGUGGAACAAAGUUUAUUUUGAUUUUUUUUUCACGCCUAACUGAUGCCGUGUUUGCUUUAAAAUUGCUACAGUCAAGUAAAUGUAUAAAACUCCAGUUUAUGAUCAUACUCACUGAGAAUAUAUUGUAUGAAUGUAACUUAUGCCUGGAUGAUGAUGUAAUUUAUGUUAAGGAUAGUGUGACCUUACAUACAUUACAAUAUUUAUGUUUAAAUCUUUUUUGUUUUGAUGAAUAUGCAGGCAAUGAAUAAACCGUCAAACACUGUAUUUAUGCCAAUAAAUUGCUGUUGCUUUUGCC